AUGGCAUUGGCAUUUCAAUCACACAAGCCAUUACGUAGCUGGCCAACCACAAAUUUUCAGGCCCAGAAAUACCAGCGUCAAAAGCCACAGAGACCAUAUUACCCUCACUACAACUCUAUUUACGAACCUUCGCUUCAAGACUCCCAGCCACGACCAGUAUCAGCCUCAUCGUGUUAUUCUGUACCCGAGACACUCCCAAAGAGCAAUCUCAAGAUAGAAGCUGCUUCUCAGCUCCGGUCUUUUUCUUCUGCUUCAAGUCGCAUUCUGCGACCCCCGCUUCAACUACAUGAACGGCCUUUCCUGUCUUCAGAGAACAUUCGGCCAGCCAGGCCUACUCCCGUUCGGAGAAGUCAGUCUGGUUCCGAUAGAGAUUCCAGUCUUGAGCCACCUCCUGCUCCUCAGAAAGACGAUGUUAUCACUCCGCCCCAGAAAGCGCAUAACCUGUGUAUUUCAGGUGAAAGUGAUACCGAACCAGACAAGCGGAACACCUUUGGAUAUAUGGAACCUCCCUCGAUGCAUACCUCGUACUGGUCUGAUGCCAGCUGUAGCGAGAGUGGGAGCAGUACAGAAGAUGAAGAAGAGUCCACGGAUGCCGAAGAAACUGACUCCGAAACAUCUGAUAUUGAGGAGAGCUUGUUACACUUUUCCGUCAUUCAGGCUCAGCGUGUUUCUUUCCAUACCUGGAUUCUGAAUCCCAAGACAGAUGAUAUUGCUCCCAACCGGCGAUCCAAGUUGAACUGGAGAAGCCGAAUUGGAUAUAGAAAUAUCGCUGGACCUCAUCACUCGAAGGAACAAAAACGUUGGGGGAUAAUAUUUUAG
Molecule: messenger RNA, 819 nt
Organism: Fusarium verticillioides 7600
Lineage: Eukaryota; Fungi; Ascomycota; Sordariomycetes; Hypocreales; Nectriaceae
Exons: 1
Coding region: 1-819 (272 amino acids)
Source: RefSeq, a predicted model, not a curated record